Molecule: messenger RNA, 834 nt
Organism: Fonsecaea multimorphosa CBS 102226
Lineage: Eukaryota; Fungi; Ascomycota; Eurotiomycetes; Chaetothyriales; Herpotrichiellaceae
Exons: 3
Coding region: 1-834 (277 amino acids)
Molecular function (GO): oxidoreductase activity
Source: RefSeq, a predicted model, not a curated record
AUGAGCGGCAAAUCCCAGAUUCGCCUCGACGGCAAGGUCGCCCUGAUCACCGGCGCCGGUCGUGGCCUUGGUUCUGGUUUGGCCAAAACCCUGGCGGAGCGUGGUGCUGCUGUCUGCAUCAACUAUGCCAGCUCCGCCAAGCCAGCUCUGGCCACCGUGGCCGAGAUCGAGAAGGCCGGCGGCAAGGCUGUUGCCAUCCAGGCCAACAUCUCCAAGGUCCCGGAGAUCACCAAGCUCUUCGAGGAGGCCAUCAAGCACUUUGGCAAGCUGGAUAUUGUCAUCAACAACGCUGGCAUGGAAGCCUUCUCCAAGCCAGAGGACGUCACUGAGGAGCUGUACGACCAAGUGUUUGGUCUCAACACUCGUGCUCAGUUCUUCGUCGGCCAACAUGCUCUGAAAUACCUCAGCGACGGCGGCCGCAUCAUCUUCAUGUCGUCCAUUGCUGCCCGUCUGGGUGUUCCCAACCACGCCCUGUAUGCUGGGUCCAAAUCUGCCGUCGAAGGCUUUGCCCGCUCUUUCGCUGCCGACGGUGGUCCCCGACGCAUCACCGCCAAUGCGAUCGCCCCUGGCGGAAUCAAGACCGACAUGUUCGCUCAGAACGCCUGGCAUUAUUCCCCCGGUGCCACCAAGGAUACCCCCAUCGAGGUGAUCGAGGCCGGCAUUGCCAAACUCAUCCCUCUUGGCCGAUGCGCUGUUCCCGAUGACAUUGCCAAGGUUGUCAUGUUCCUGUGCCACCCUGACAGCGAAUGGAUCAACGGUGAGUCUUGCCCCCACAAUCUGCUGUGGUGGUUUUUUGAUCGCGAAACUAACGGACAACCUCUUUUCAACGUCUAG